UAGUAAAUACCAGAGAAUUUAUUUCGUUGUAGUGUUACCAUGUGGCUACCAGUAAUGGAGCUACGUUUUUUCGUCUGCUUAUUCUCUGGUGUAGGAUGCAAUUGUAUCCAACUGUGCGAAGCCUUUGUAGCUGGGGCGGGGUCGGUCAGAAUAUUGGGUGUAGCACGUCCGUACAAUGUAUUAACUAUCACUGUAUGAUCGCGCCAAGGGUGGAGUUUUCCCCAAUAUAUCGUGGGACGAUUUGCUAAUCUUGUAUCAUGGUGUAGGCCAUUCUAGUUGCUACGUUUCCUCAGGUCCUGUUGUUGAUCGUAAGAUGGCAGAAGUGUAUAUAAGUGAGCUGGAAAUCAGUGAAGAGCACACAACACAGCUGCAUACUUUUGCCGAGGUGUGGUUUCACAUCGACCUCAUUUUAGUCUCGAGCCAUGUUGAUCACACUCAGAUGUCGACUCGUGUGGCGAUCACAUUUUUCGCAAAUGCCAUUUUUCGCCUUAGUGUCUCUCCUCAUCAUGUCAUCGACCUCAACACCCAUUACUCGAUUUUCGCGGUGCGCUCCAAGAAAGAUGGAUCGCAAGGAUAACGAUUUAGUGCAUUCGUUCUGUCCUGAUGACUAUUCGAUAGCCAUUUGGAAAGCGUGCCCUCACCCUUCCCCAUUGGGAUGUGCCGAAGGAUUUCUGAGUGUUUCGUCUGAGCACGAGAACACGCGCUUGAAGUUGCGAUCUCGCAUUAAAGGACUAAAAUCAAACGAAAUUUUUACGAUGAAACGGUCGAGCAGACGAACGGGCAAUCGAUAUCAACCGACGAAAUUCGACUCACUCACCACUGCCAACAACCGAUGUGUUGAGAUCGAUUCAAAUGGAUAUCUUGUUGCAAGCAAGACUACCGACGACCCUUCAAAGUGUCGAACAAUCUUUAAUACACACUUUCGUACAUCGGAUAGUCGGUUGGCUGCUUCUCCAUCGCGUAUCUGUGCUCUACAGUACGCAAGUGGUGGCAAAGUGAACGCCUCAUACGUUUUGAGGUUCAACAAACAUGGACAUCAAAUUCUUUCUACAUUGACGAGUCCGGCUAACUGUAGCUCUAUGCCACGCGAUGCGGCACAAAGUCCAGACGAAACGUUCAGCAGCCUUCUGGGAUUGAUGACGGACAACGACUUUCAGGAGACAGCUUUUCGACUCUUCUAUGUCAAGAAAGCGAGAUUUUAUUGCAAUGAUGCGUUGUCUGAUGAUAUAAUGAACCGUUGCGGUUUACGUAACAAUUGUUGAAGUUUAGUAACGUCCGUUGUGUAUAGUUGUACACUUUGUGCUUAAUUUAAUUUUUAUUAGUUGUGA
This is a messenger RNA of Corticium candelabrum, 1328 nucleotides long. RefSeq lists its product as uncharacterized. The record is from RefSeq and is a predicted model, not a curated record. NCBI's taxonomy places the organism in Eukaryota, Metazoa, Porifera, Homoscleromorpha, Homosclerophorida, Plakinidae. The coding region runs from base 423 to 1262 and encodes 279 amino acids. The transcript has 3 exons.